Phycomyces blakesleeanus NRRL 1555(-) is the source of this 549-nucleotide messenger RNA. RefSeq lists its product as hypothetical. The record is from RefSeq and is a predicted model, not a curated record. Bases 1 to 549 code for a protein of 182 amino acids. The transcript is spliced from 2 exons. Lineage: Eukaryota; Fungi; Mucoromycota; Mucoromycetes; Mucorales; Phycomycetaceae.
AUGAUACGCAUCAGCACCAUAGAUGAUAUUGUACCAUUGCUCAAAAUGAUAUAUCACAAAAAUUGUGAUGAUAUCGGCUCAAUCAUCUACAUUUUUGGUACAUUUGAUCCAGAUGAAAUUACCCUAUUUUUCCAGUAUCUUACACCGUGCAUACCAACAUAUAUUUCUUUCCGCAACAACUAUGAAAUCAGCAGUAUUAUUGACCUUUUUAUAACUAAUAUGCCACUCAUCAAUCCUUCUCUUCAUAUUGCUACUGACUUGUCCCUUGGAUCAGAUCAUCGCCUUUUAUUACUUUCCUUUACCUAUGACCUACAGCACUCUACCAAUAUGCCACCACUAUUACGCAAGACAUGGAACCUCUCACGCCUCAAUGAACCUGAUGUCCAUGCUCUUUAUGCUCAUAUCUUCACUCAAAACUCAACCUCCCUCCUUUCCACCUUGCAAGAAAUUGUACAGAAUCUACCACUCACUAGACCCAACAUUGAUGCUAUCACUGAUGAGUUCAAUUCACUCAUUUAUGACUCAUUAAAUAGCUCAAUUGGACAUUGA